Messenger RNA from Penicillium soppii, 654 nucleotides. Its product is annotated as DUF3425 domain-containing protein. The record is from RefSeq and is a predicted model, not a curated record. The transcript has a single exon. The coding region runs from base 1 to 654 and encodes 217 amino acids. Lineage: Eukaryota; Fungi; Ascomycota; Eurotiomycetes; Eurotiales; Aspergillaceae.
AUGCUUGCCCUAUUUGUUCAAAAGCAGCAUGAGCGAAAUGAGAAGAAAGCAGGGUCUCGUAUCGAGCGCCCGGAAAUAUAUCAACUUCUACGUCUCUUCGAGUCGGCUGCCCAUAAAAGUUACAUCGGAAAUCCAAGUACGGAUCACCGAAUGACACUCGUUAAACUGAAUGUCUUCCGUGCCUUUGUGAGCAAUAUUGGCGUCCUGGGAUAUACAAGGGAAUGGAUGACGGAUGAUGCCCUCUCGAGGUUUAAUGUCUGUGGGCCCCACCAAGGUCCGGCACAAGAAUCCAUCCCGGCAAGUCUUCAGCCAACGCCGUUGCAGGAAGGUCGACCACAUCACCCGUGGUUGGAUUUCUUUCCUUUUGCAAAUCUCAGAGAUGUUCUCAUCUUGCAUGAAGACGACAUGGAUGAUGUGCAAUUGUGCCGCGAUUUGAUGGGAUUUUAUACCAUGCCUUCUGAGGAAGAUAAUUGUAUGCUUGUUUGGGGUGACCCUUGGAAUCCAAUGAAUUGGGAGGUUACGGAAACAUUCCUCCAGAAGUGGGGCUGGCUUGUCAAAGGAUGCCCGGAGAUCAUUUGGUCGACAAAUUACUGGCGACGGAUGAGAGGGCAGCGCAGAAUCCGGUGGAAGAACACCUUCGGAAAUCAAAAGUGA